Molecule: messenger RNA, 930 nt
Organism: Carica papaya (papaya)
Lineage: Eukaryota; Viridiplantae; Streptophyta; Magnoliopsida; Brassicales; Caricaceae
Product: hevamine-A-like
Biological process (GO): carbohydrate metabolic process
Cellular component (GO): extracellular region
Molecular function (GO): chitinase activity
Source: RefSeq, a predicted model, not a curated record
AUGGCAAAUACUAUUAAACUCACAACCACUCUUCUUCUUCUUCUUCCUCUCCUAGCAUUCUUCCAAACCUCCCAUGGUGAAUCACCUGGCAUAGCCAUCUACUGGGGCCAAGACGGUCGUGAAGGAACCCUAACGCAGGCUUGUACUAGCGGCCUCUAUGCUUAUGUCAACAUAGCCUUCAUUUACGAGUACGGCGGUUACCAACCCCCUUCCGUCAACCUUGCUGGUCACUGCAGCCCAUCGAUCGACAAUUGCAAGUUCAUUGGCCCAGAGAUCACCAAAUGCCAAAGCCUAGGGAUCAAAGUCUUCAUUUCCAUUGGCGGAGCGAAUGGUGAGCGCCAGUCCCUCACGGACCCUGGUGAUGCCAAUUAUCUCGCUGAUUAUAUUUACAAUAAAUUUUUGGGUGGAUCCGCUCCAAACCGUCUAUUCGGAGAUGCUGUAUUAGACGGGGUUGAUUUCGACAUAGAGUCCAGAAGUUUAUAUCUUGACGACCUUGCUAAGUAUUUGCAUAAAUACAGUACACAGGAACGAAAGGUGUAUCUAUCGGCGGCUCCACAGUGUAACUUCCCAGGUGCGAAAGUUACAGCUGCACUUGCUACAGGCCUGUUCGACUAUGUAUGGAUUCAGUUUUAUAACAAUCCGCUAUGUGAGUAUAAUGGGAAUAGUCAAAACCUUAUUGGAUCAUGGAGAACAUGGAGCGCGUUAAUAGAUGCCCGAUAUUUCUUCGUGGGAUUACCAGGUUCUCCGCAAGCUGCAAAAAGUGGGUAUGCUACCCCUCACCAGAUUUGCAAAGAAAUUCUUCCUGAAAUAAGGAAAUCAAAAAAGUAUGGCGGCGUAAUGAUUUGGUCAAGGUAUUGGGACAAAAUCAGUCCAGAGAUUAUUAACUGCGUGAAGGGAUCAAGUCUGAUCAAAUCUGUCGCUGAGGAUUAA